AUGAGCGCCGAGCACACUGACAACACGAUGACGGGCGGCGAUGCUUCCCUGGACAAGGGCAAGGGCAAGGCCGCCGAGCCGACCCGCGAGGACGUCAGCAUGGGUGAGGAGGACAGCUCCGACGAAGAGUCUGGCGCCGAAGAGCCGGCCCCCGAACCUGAGGAGGUCGAUGAGGACAACAUGGAGGAGAUCGAUCCCGACAACAUCAUCCAGGAUGGCAGGCGCACGCGUGGCAAGACGAUCGACUUUACCAAAGCCAACGAAGAGGUUGGUCAGGAGGACUAUGAUGAGGAUGACGACGAGGACUUUGAGGACCCCGACGAGUCCAUGGAGCACUAG
Molecule: messenger RNA, 339 nt
Organism: Diplodia corticola
Lineage: Eukaryota; Fungi; Ascomycota; Dothideomycetes; Botryosphaeriales; Botryosphaeriaceae
Exons: 3
Coding region: 1-339 (112 amino acids)
Source: RefSeq, a predicted model, not a curated record